AUGAAGCUCUCCCAGACUCUUCCCUUUGCCUUCGCGAUCCUCCAGCCCACCACAGCCCUCGUCGGACAUUACUGGAAUGUGGACAACGUGCCCAAGGACGGUAUGCGGGAAAUCACCUUCCCCAUCAACAUCGCCAAUGCACCUCACGAGAAGGGUUUCUACUUCGCCCAGCAAUUCACCUUCGCCGGACAGUCUGAUGUUGGCUAUACAGGCCUGCAGCCGCAAACCGACGGCUCAGCUGGCUCCGUAGUCCACGCUGCCUUCUCUAGCUUCGUUCCUGGAACCACUACCACCGAUGGGAACUGCCACGAUGGUGCCGACGGUGGUCCUGGCGUGAGCUGUGCUGUUAAUAUCAACGGCCCUUACGCCAAUACCUAUCACCUGAAUGUCAAGAACACCGAGGGAACCACAUGGGUCGGUACACUGAUUGAUUCUGUCACUGGCACGAAAACCCAUAUCGGCUCUUAUACCCUUCCUUCUACCACUAAAGGUAUUGAGGGGAGCCAGAUGGGCUUUGUUGAGUACUACAUUGGCACUAAGCAGUGCGGUGACUUGCCCAAGACCGCUGUCACUUUUGGCAAUCCCAUUGUCAAGGGUCUUACUGGAAGCAUACGCACUCCGUACGAGUAUGGCGACUGUGUUAAGAAGUCUGCAUUUGAGACCCACACUGUUAAGGAUGGCGUUGAGAUCUCUGUUGGAUUCUGA
Molecule: messenger RNA, 705 nt
Organism: Penicillium griseofulvum
Lineage: Eukaryota; Fungi; Ascomycota; Eurotiomycetes; Eurotiales; Aspergillaceae
Exons: 1
Coding region: 1-705 (234 amino acids)
Source: RefSeq, a predicted model, not a curated record